UGCACAGUUAUUACCCUUCGUGUAAUUACACCAUUUACACAUGACGUCAUUAGUUAAACUCCGUUUGCAAAGUUACUUCCCUUUUAUUUAUGUACACCGUUUGUAUACACACAUUUUGAAAUAUGGCUAAAGCCCAUAAAUUAAAGGAGUUGGAAUCAUACCUGGAUGAUGUUGAUGUGUUUGAGAAUCCAAAGAUAAAACUGGAACAGUAUCCUACAACUCCACAUAUUGCAGCUUGUAUGCUUCACACAAUACAUACCCGCUAUGAUGAUGUAGCUGAUAAACAUGUUUUAGACCUUGGCUGUGGCUGUGGUGUUUUAAGUAUAGGGGCUGUGAUGCUGGGAGCCAAAAAAGUAACAGCAUUAGAUAUAGAUGAAGAUGCUUUGGCUAUAUGUAAACAGAAUAUAGAGGAGUUUGAAAUGGAGAAUAUUGAAGUUGAGCAACAUGAUGUAACAGCCCUGGAGUCAGAGGUCAUGGAAAGGUUAAAGGGCAAUGUUGACACUGUGAUAAUGAAUCCUCCAUUUGGAACAAAACAUAAUGCUGGUAUUGAUAUGGUGUUUCUGAAGACAGCACUGGAUCUGGCAUCAACAGCUGUAUAUUCCCUACAUAAAACAUCAACAAGGGAGCACAUCCAGAAGAAGGCAUCAGAUUGGAAUGUGGAUUUGGAAAUCAUUGCUGAACUUAAAUUUAACAUUGAAAACACCUACAAAUGUCACAAGAAAAAAUCUGUGGAUAUAGAAGUGGACUUUUUACGAAUGUCUCACAAAAAAUUAAAGUGAAAAUAAAUUUUAUAGAAUAAAGAAUAAAGGUGUUUUGAUUUAUGCUUGGACUAGAAGCUAAUUUCUUUUUUGAAUUGAUCUGAAAAUGAAAAAAAAAUAUAUAAAUUAAUAAAUUUAUAAGAUUUGGGCAAAUUGCCUAAAAUGACUAGCUGAUACUUACAUAAUACUUACACAGCUAAACUUAUAUACAUGUAGUUAACUAAGCUCGUUUUGAAUUUGGACCUCUUCAUUGUAAUUAAUAAGGGGUUUAGAAAAUCCAAGUUUAAAAAGCUGCAAAUAUGUAGCCAAUAAUAUGGUUUGGGCAGACUGUAGAUAUGAAGGCUAGUCUGAUUAUAUGUUAUCGGCAAAGAAUAGGGAAUAUGUCUGUAGCAUUUAGAAAUGUCGCCAAAAUAUCAAUAAUUUAAGAUAUUUAGUACAAGUACAUGGUGAAAUACUAAUUGGGUGAACAAUAUUGAUUUGUGUUGUAUUUUUUUCAAAAUAUCAGUUGUUCUUUUGCUGCUUGGUUUUAUUUUUCACUUAAAACUUGAAUGAUAAAGCAAUGUGCCCUAAACUUAUGUAUAGCUUGUGAUGGUGAUAAUCGUAGGUCUAUGCUUGCAGUAUGAAGGUAAACUAAUUAUAAUGCAGUCUAAAUGGAAUCUACACUGCUGACUGCUUUUAUUCUUUCAUGUGAGAAAGCAAGGUUAUGGAACAUUGGUGAUUCAACAUCGGUGCUUGUUUGUGCCUGAAAUUAUGCCAAGUAAGGGCAUCCUAGGUUUUUCUCCACCAGUAAAGCUGGAAAGUUGUCAUAUGAUCAUUACAGGGUGGAUGACUUAAACCCCAAAAACAAACACUUGAAAGUUUAAAAUUGAAAAGAUAAUUUAAUUACAAAUUAUCUAUUAGCUCACUCAUUAUCCAUCAACAAGGACCAGACUGAAAACUGUUAAGCCCUGUCAGUUAUAGAGCAGGCAACAGAGUCUGUUUUGGAUUUUUUUAAGUUUCUGAAAAGUGCUUCUUUUUAUGAUAGCAUGAUGUCCAUUGGUAUCCAAAUUUCUUCAAACAUAAUAUGUGUAUCUUCCAAGUUAUCAGAAUAUAUCCAAGAAUCUAACACAGUUAUUAAAUCUACAUCAUUUAUAUGUUAUUUUCUUCUCACAUAAAGUUUGUCCACUU
Messenger RNA from Ruditapes philippinarum (Manila clam), 1925 nucleotides. RefSeq names its product rRNA N6-adenosine-methyltransferase METTL5-like. Gene Ontology annotation, molecular function: rRNA (adenine-N6-)-methyltransferase activity; nucleic acid binding. Lineage: Eukaryota; Metazoa; Mollusca; Bivalvia; Venerida; Veneridae. The record is from RefSeq and is a predicted model, not a curated record. The transcript has 6 exons. Gene Ontology annotation, biological process: rRNA methylation. The coding region runs from base 123 to 779 and encodes 218 amino acids.